This is a messenger RNA of Venturia canescens, 2132 nucleotides long. It is a transcript of the gene CycK, whose product is annotated as cyclin K. The record is from RefSeq and is a predicted model, not a curated record. Gene Ontology annotation, cellular component: cyclin/CDK positive transcription elongation factor complex; nucleus. Gene Ontology annotation, biological process: regulation of transcription by RNA polymerase II; positive regulation of DNA-templated transcription, elongation. Lineage: Eukaryota; Metazoa; Arthropoda; Insecta; Hymenoptera; Ichneumonidae. The transcript is spliced from 7 exons. Gene Ontology annotation, molecular function: cyclin-dependent protein serine/threonine kinase activator activity. The coding region runs from base 760 to 2088 and encodes 442 amino acids.
UCAAGCUGAUAUUUCUAAGUGGAUUUUUUUCAUCCAAAUUUGACCUAAUUUAUUAAUGGAAUCACAUUCUUGAGAAUCAGUUCGUCAAUUCGUUCAAUUCUUAAAGCGCAUAACUAUUAUACUUAAGUUUAUACGUUUUCAACCAAAUGGGCAAGUUGGUAAUUUGAUUUUUCUUAUCCGGAAUGAUCAACCAAUCAGAAUUCUUCCUCCAUAGUGGCUUUCCGCAUACCUACAACGCGCUUAUCCGUUAAAAAAAUACUAUGACGAAAAUCCCCAGAAUUAAGUGUUUUCAGGUCUCGCACACACACAUGCACAGGCGUAGUUUGCCUAGUCGCUAGUACAGUACAAAUCUGUACUCGUUGUUACUCGAAAAUUUGGUUGACUUUUGUGACCCGUUGAAAGUGUUGUGAUUUGUCAAAAGCUGCGCGAGUGUAUGAAAAUAAUAAAAGACAUAAAUCAAUCAUAAAUAAAAUUGUGAAAAAAUUUACAAAUGGUAUUUUUUCGUAUAAAAGAUAAAUAUUUCAUACACCAAAUGAAAUCUGCGAUUCUAGCCUAAAUAAAUGACCAAUUGUUGGAAAAAUUUUGCACGUCAACGUUUUCUCACAAAAAUCGUCAUAUCCAAGAAACCUAAAGUUUCUUUCAAUUCGUGAUAUAAUAAUUGAUGGAAGAGUCGGAACAAAUAGAACGAGGAUAGUGUUUUGCACGGUGUAGGAAAAUAGUGUAUUCUUUAGUUAAUUUUCGUAUUUGGUGUCUUAUUUAAUGAUACUGGACUACGAGCAUCGUGAAACGGAGCGCAAAAGUUCUAAAAUGCCAUGCUGGUAUUAUGAGAAAAAAGAAUUGAGGAACACUCCUUCGAUACAAGAUGGAAUUGAUUAUGAGACCGAAUGUCGCUAUCGCAAGGAAGGAGCACGAUUUAUCAUUGACACCGGAACCAAAAUGGAUCUCGGUUAUAACACAAUGGCCACCGGAGUUGUUUAUUUUCACAGAUUUUACAUGUUCCACUCGUUCAAAAAUUUUCCACGUUACGUGACAGCAUGUUGCUGUUUAUUUUUAGCAGGUAAGGUUGAAGAAACUCCCAAAAAGUGCAAAGAUAUCAUCAAAACCGCCAAGACUUUACUCACCGAGCAAAAGUUUACAACUUUCGGUGAAGAUCCUAAAGAAGAGGUAAUGACUUUGGAGAGAAUACUUCUCCAAACAAUCAAGUUUGACCUUCAAGUCGAGCAUCCUUAUAGUUAUCUGUUGAAAUAUGCAAAAUGCUUAAAAGGUGACAAAAGCAAGUUGCAGAAAAUGGUACAGAUGGCUUGGACUUUUGUAAACGAUAGCUUGUGUACGACUCUGUCCCUGCAGUGGGAACCAGAAAUAAUAGCUGUCGCUCUCAUGUACUUGGCUGGAAAACUCAGUAAAUUCGAGGUGGUAGAUUGGAACGGUCGACAACCAAAGCAUUUGCGUUGGUGGGAUAUGUUUGUGGAGGACGUGACAAUGGAUCUUCUGGAGGAUAUUUGCCACCAAGUACUCGAUCUUUACUCACAGGCAAACAAUGUUCAGCUCCCAGAUUCACCGCCCCUCGUACCAUCCAAUGAAACGAACAGAGAACGUAUCGUAGUCCCACCCACGAUAGAAACUGCUCCAAGUACACCCAAUGGUUCGUCCUUAUUUCCUACUUUGCCCAUUAAAAACCUAAAAAAAGCUGCGACUCCAAGUAAAGUGGCGAAAAUAGAAACACCAACAGUGGCUGCGAACGGAUGUGCACCUCCGGAACCGAUCGAGGUUGUUCAAGCAGUUGAAAUACCACCAACGCAUUUCCCACCGUAUCCACCAAAUUUUACCCCAGCCGGUACAAGUUAUCCAGCCGUAUUUCCGCCAACGAAUAUAUCGGUUCCCCCGCCACCAGUAAACACGAUGAACCACAUUGUUUCGGCGAUGCGUCAUUUGGGAGCCUCUGGCUCAAUCCGAUCUAAUCCACCGACUCCAACAUCCGGUCAACCUUUUCAGCCUUAUGGUUAUCAAGCAAAUGCAACGUAUUUUCCUGCAGCUAAUGCCGCCCCACCCGUUACAGUUCAACGACCGUAUUAUCCCCCACAACCCUGAACAAUGUACCCAAAUACAAAAAUAUACACUAUUUGUACUAUUGA